Hyaloperonospora brassicae is the source of this 912-nucleotide messenger RNA. The record is from the annotation of a GenBank genome assembly. NCBI's taxonomy places the organism in Eukaryota, Oomycota, Peronosporomycetes, Peronosporales, Peronosporaceae.
AUGGCUGCUCUCCUCAUGUCGGUGUUUGACGUCGUUCGCUUCGUCUCUGGCUUCUCCGCCAAGAACGCGAGCAUUGACGAGUACAAUUGGAGCUACAUUGAGCGACCUGGUAAAGACGAGGCACACACGGACGUUGUCGUGUUCCUCCAUGGGUUCAGUUCCGUGAAAGAGUCGUGGGUUCGAGUCGCCCGUGGCAUUGACAAACGCUACAAGAUCGUUAUCCCAGAUCUGCCGGGUCAAGGCCGCACGACGCCCAUUGACGCACUGACCAACUACUCGAUGCCUCACCAGGCCAAGAGGCUGCACGAGUUCUUGGACAAGCAAGUGUCUACUGACAAAAAGAUCCAUCUCGUGGGGUGUUCGAUGGGAGGUAUGCUUGCUGGAGUCUACGCGGCACUGUACCCUGACCGAGUCAAGUCCCUGACAAUGGUGUGCCCAGCUGGCAUUUCUAUGCCAAAGAAGAGCACGCUAUUGGACAUGCUCGAGAACUCGGGACGCAACCUCUUGCUCGCACAUACUCCUGAGGACAUGGACGAGAUGAAUCAACAUCUUAGCUACGAGCCUCGUAAGAUCCCUCACAUCCUAUUGAAACUCAUUGCUUCGGAACGGAAGAAACAGCUGCCAGUCUUGGAGAAAAUCGUCGGCGACUCGCUGCAGGACCCGACCGUGUUGGAAGCUCUGUUGCCAAACAUUCGGGCUAGGACGCUGAUCAUGUGGGGGAAGCACGACCAUGUGCUGGACGUCUCAUCCGUGGACGUGCUCAAGAGCAAACUCACGCCAGACGUGCAAAGCCAAGUGCUGCUUUUCGACGACUGCGGCCAUAUUCUGCAACACGAGAAGCAUUCCGAGUGCACUAUUGCGAUCAACAAAUUUCUUGCGGGUGAAACGCUAUCCAUGGAGACCCUCGUGUAA